AUGUUGAUUCAGCUAAAAUGGCAGAGCAGACAUCGAAGGCUAACAGAAACGAUUUGCCUGGGAGUUCCUCUGGGCCGCAACACGCACAAAGCAGGAACGGAAGGCUUCGACACAGAGAAGAUAAAUGAAAUUAUCAAGAAGGCAUCAGAAGGGUCUCGGUUUUACCAACACAAGCAAAAAUGGCAACAGCGCCUUGAUGCGAAGUUGCUGGAAAUGAAGCGAGCGGCGGAAGCCUUCUCUGAGGAGCAGAUUCAGAAAGCUACGCUGCUGGUUGGUGCUCUUCAUACAUAUGACACACUGAACGAGCCAAUGGUCGUUAAGAGCACAAGAAUGCUUUCCACAAGCAACUACGCCACCCGAAGGUUAUGCAUUCGAGCUGCCAUGCCAGGUUUCAUUGACAAAGAAUUGUGUUUUGAACUUGUGUUUGCUAAACCAGAUUUCACAAAAUUCAAGCAAGCUAGCAAGGAGAUCCAAGAGAUAUUUUCUCAAUAG
Messenger RNA from Penaeus indicus, 492 nucleotides. Its product is annotated as DNA polymerase kappa-like. The transcript is spliced from 3 exons. Gene Ontology annotation, biological process: error-prone translesion synthesis. Bases 1 to 492 code for a protein of 163 amino acids. Gene Ontology annotation, cellular component: nucleus. Gene Ontology annotation, molecular function: DNA-directed DNA polymerase activity. The record is from RefSeq and is a predicted model, not a curated record. Lineage: Eukaryota; Metazoa; Arthropoda; Malacostraca; Decapoda; Penaeidae.